Molecule: messenger RNA, 1230 nt
Organism: Naegleria fowleri
Lineage: Eukaryota; Heterolobosea; Eutetramitea; Acrasida; Naegleriidae
Exons: 1
Coding region: 1-1230 (409 amino acids)
Molecular function (GO): protein binding
Source: RefSeq, a predicted model, not a curated record
AUGCAUCAAAAACAAAUCUCUCCUUCCUCCUAUCGAUGGACUCAAGAAAAAAUUAAAUAUCCCAAAACACUGGUAAACGAUGGAGGAGAUAAAAGUGGAGACAAUCAUUGCCAGGACAACACCUCUUCAAUAUAUCUCUCCGGGCACGAUUGGAAUGCCAUUGCCCGGAAAUUAAAUGAAAAAUUCGGAACAGCUUUUUCGGGACAGAGUUGUCAAGAUGCCAUGACUCGGUUUCAAUGGAUUGAAAGUUUGAGUAGUGAUAUGUGGGCGUUGAUUUUUUCGUUUCUCAAUUUGAAUGAUUUAUUUGGGAGUGUAGAGAGAGUUUGUAAGAGUUGGAGAUUUGUAUUAUUGAGCGAGGAUUGUGAUUUUACUGUCUAUGGAAUGUUGGUGAAUGAAAUUGCUAAAUUUUGUGAUUUCCCAAAUGACAGACAAAUUUGUAUGGUUAUUCAAAACGAAAAAUCCAAAACCAAUCGAGAACUUGUGAAAGAAUUUUAUUUACAACCAUUGAAAAACCAAAUUUACACAUCAGAAGCAUUUACAACCUAUUUACACAAAGGAGGAGUCAUUGAUAUUUGGAUGUUGUGUCCAUGUGAAUUGUUGAACAUUUUAUUGAAACAUCAAAUCACAGCUACCGAUCAAGGAUCACAUACCAUGAAAAUGAUUCACAAAUAUGCGCUCAUGAGUUCCAUCAGUAGUGGAUGGCAUGAAAAAGAGUUUAUUUAUGUUGCCGCCGAUAAACGUAUCAUUACCUUUAACACCUAUCAUCCACGAAACUCAAAAAUUUCAAUCGUUUCUCAUGGAGUUCUAUUACUUGAAAUGAUACAUCAUCUACAAACAUGGAGAGAACGAUAUGGAACGAAAAAACUUUUGACCUUCUUUCUACCGACCCAUGUAAAUUCUUGUGUAGAGUAUGAUUUAAUGCAAGAACCAAUUUUGGUGGAUACCAUGAGCGACACUGAUACGAAGGAAGAUAUUUUUGAUCUUGCGAGUGUUCCACCUUAUGGUAUGAAAGACGCAUCUCAUGAAAUUUCACUAUUAAGGUCAGAAUUAUUUGGUGAGGAUUAUUCAUGUACUGUCUUUGAAUCGAAUGCAAGAAACAGUGACAAUAUGAACGAGACAUGGUCAACAUAUUGGCGUGCUGGAAUGGAAUGGUGGGGAACAUAUGCAUUUACUAUUUAUAAUCAUGAAAAGAACGUGUUUUUUGUGACCACCGCAAGCACUACCGAUUGA